AUGGACUCGCCCGAUGCUGAUUCCAUGGGCACGCCAACGCCGCCGUCUUCUUUCGAUUCCCCGACGAGAAAGAGAAAGCACCCUGGAGGGACCCCGCAACAUGUCCGGGAAUUUGGUUUGAUGAGAGAAACCGCCGAACAUGGCGCGGCUCGCUUUGUGGGGAGUAGCAGCGGGAUUCACUUUGUACGCGCCGUCUACCAGAGGCUGGCCAAAAGAUCAGCCUCGCGGACGUCUUUGACCGACUCCAACACCAACUUGAUUCCCGGAGAGGAUGAUCAGCUUCGCCGCGGAGCCAUUGAUGGUGCAACCACGCUGUGGAAGGACAACGAGAUCCAGCGUAAAGACUUGGAAGGUGGCGCAAGACCAAGUUUUGACCAGCUCGUCGAAUGGUCGAAAAGCUACUUUGAGUUCUGGCAUCCGGCGCUCCCCUUCCUCCACGGCCCCGACAUUCUUGAGAUAUUCGAGCGCAUUGAAUCGCAUGGGCUGGCUUGUCUGGACGAAGUGGACAAGUGCGUCUUGAAAUCGGUGCUCUCCAUCUCGCUCGCGGACAGCAGACACGCCUCUCAUCCAAUCCAGGCCAUCCCUGAAGACCUUGUCUUCAAUUCUGUACCGGACGCGGUUGCCUGCUCUCAAUUCGCUCUCAAUCAACCAGCUUCAGUGCGUGCGACACAAGCCGCGCUUGGAAUCCAGCUAUUCCUCACCUCGAUGCUCUGUCUCAACAGCGCCUCCCGUCUCGGCGGACUGAUUGUGCGAAUGGCUUACCACCUUGGGCUGCAUCGGUGCCCCACAAGAUACCCUUUCUUUACUGCUGAUGAAGCUGCUCUCCGACGCAGGGUAUUCUGGUGUAUGUACUGUUUGGAGCGCCUUCUGUGCCAGUCGCUUGGGCUUCCACUGGAUAUCCAAGAUGAUGACAUCGACGUCUGCUACCCUGGGGAGGAACGGCAUGUCACCAACAACCAACGGGAGUCAGAAGACCAGCACCUCAAGAUGCUCAAGUAUCUUGCGAAGCAAGCCCGGAUACGCGGUCUCAUCGUGGAGUUACGCAACAAGUGCUUGCACAGUCGACAGGACACAGCCGACCGCGCUACUGCUGUCCAAGCUGAAUUGGUCAAAUGGUCCAAUGAGAUACAGGACGUGGUAGAGGAAGCUGAAAGCGACAGCGACAGCGGUGGCAAUGAGGAUAGUAAUGGCACUGUGGCCAUUUCUCCGACUCAUCGGCUGCUCCUAUCGUUGCUCAAGUAUGAGUCUGUUCUCUGUCUCAACCGACCGAUGAUGGCGUCCAGUCCCGACUCGCUAGCAUAUCAGGUCGCGGUGCAGGCCUGCAUAUCCGCGGCAAGGUCGAUAUGCAUAUCGAUCAAGAAGCACCAAGGGACAGCUAGACACCAGCCCGAGCUCUCUCGGCCAAGUACAAUUACGGCGCUGCUGUGGCCAUCUCUGACAUGGGUCGUAUGGAUCAGCGCCUUUGUGCUGCUGCAUGCUGCUGUAGAGGACCAGGUACCACUUGAAAGCAAAAACAGGCAUGUACAAUCCUGCAAGGCAGCUCUUGCAUGGAUCGCUGCGCGGGAGACAUCAUGGCCGGAGUACUGCCUUGAGGCAAUCGAGGAGCUCGUGUCGACAGUUGAAGACAUCAUGAAUCCCCGAAGCACUGAUCAGUCCCCGCUCUCCCUCGCAGGAUCUACAAUUCGAAGACCUUCAGAGACCGCAGACCGUGCAACGCGUCGACUUACACUUGACAGGAGACGAAGCUCGCAAAGGCGGCGACGUGGCUCACAAUCUGAUUCGCAGAAUGAUCUCAGAACCCCUUACGCAGAUUCGGCAGCCUCGCCAGAUAUGUCUCGAACAAGGGAGGAGCAACACAACCUCGCGCCUCCUCGGAGUCAUGGACGUGGAGGUACAGCAACCGCAGUUAAUACUUUUCGACAAGCCGCACAUAGUGCGACAGCUUCCGAGGCAGGAUUUGCCCCACGGGGUGCUAAUGCGGCCGCAUCAGGCGAUGGGAGACUGUCUGCUGAACUCCCUGAUGGGAGGUUUGCCACCACACAGAGCACGGUUGUUCUGGACCCCUCAAGUUCUAUACCGCCAGCUUUCCCUGUUGAAGGACAGGAAUCGAUGAUGUGGUUCGACCAGCUGUUUGCAAGCACAUUCAGCGCCAUAGACAAUCCCUCUUUGGCAUUUGCGGAAUACGAUGCAUCGAUCGAUCCGAACUGGUCGUACCUUAGGUGA
Molecule: messenger RNA, 2223 nt
Organism: Purpureocillium lilacinum
Lineage: Eukaryota; Fungi; Ascomycota; Sordariomycetes; Hypocreales; Ophiocordycipitaceae
Source: RefSeq, a predicted model, not a curated record